Messenger RNA from Lates calcarifer (barramundi perch), 2730 nucleotides. Its product is annotated as protein spire homolog 1-like. Gene Ontology annotation, biological process: intracellular transport; Golgi vesicle transport; polar body extrusion after meiotic divisions. Lineage: Eukaryota; Metazoa; Chordata; Actinopteri; Centropomidae. The record is from RefSeq and is a predicted model, not a curated record. Gene Ontology annotation, cellular component: cytoplasmic vesicle membrane; cell cortex. Gene Ontology annotation, molecular function: actin binding.
AUUUCCUCUUUGACUUCAAGCUGACGACCAUAAACAAGCUAACCGGCGGGCACUGGGACCACGCGGAGUGGCAGCCGGCUGUCGCUCAGUCUGAACCGUUGGUGUUCUUCGUUCACUGGAGAGAUAACAGCUGAGAGAGACGGAGAGUAACGACUGACUCUAUGUACCUGUGUGACUCUAGCACACUACAACACCAGUUCCCUUUGGUUUUAUUUCUUCCAAGUUAGGUGGUUAUAAUGGUGUGAGGAUGGCCAAACGACCGGGGACCGACGACGGGAUGCUGACUUCGCCGACAAUUCUCCGGGAUUUCGCCGCGGAUUUGAACGUCGGGGAUGUGAACAUGGACUGCGGCGACGGAGCCGAGGAGAUCUCCUUGGAAGAAAUCCUGACUCUGUACAGCCAGCCGAUAAACGAGGAGCAGGCGUGGGCUGUGUGCUAUCAGUGCUGUCGGACUUUAGCGCAGAGACGCCGGAGGAAAAGCUCCAAGUCCGCCGGUGCCUCCGCUGUCGAGUAUCCGAAGAGGAUCGAGGGACCCGGGGAUGUGAGCAUCGGGAGAGACGGGACUGUCAAACUGCGCUUUGAAGGCAGCACAGAUAAAUACAGAUCGGCCCCCACGUCAUUAGAGGUCAUCGACUCGCUCGGUGUCAUGAUCUACAAAGCUCUGGACUACGGCCUCAAAGAAAACGAGGAGCGGGAGCUCAGCCCGCCGCUGGAGCACCUGAUUGACAUGAUGACCAACACCGCAGAAACCGAGAGCGACGACCCCUGCCCCGACGAGGGCUACGAGGCCACAGAGGAGGAGGAUGAGUGCGAGGAGGAGGGGGAGGAGGAGGAAGAGGAGCUCGUCUCCACCACCACCACCACCACCACCGGCACAGUCAGCAGCGUUCGUGGCUAUCGAGAUAUCAUCAUGCUGUGUUCUUCCCACCUGCCCAGCCCAUCAGACGCCCCCAGCCAUUACCAGGCUGUGUGUCGCGCUCUCUAUGCCGAGACAAGGGAGCUGCGCACCUUCCUGGAAAAGAUCAAGAGUGCCAAGGAGAACCUCCGGAGAAUGGAGGGUGAGACUCGAGAGGAACCUGUUAAAGACCUCAAUGAACUACAAAAUGCGGACUGGGCACGGUUCUGGGUGCAGGUGAUGCGAGAUCUACGACAUGGUGUGAAGUUGAAGAAGGUUCAGGAACGCCAGUACAACCCGCUUCCCAUUGAAUACCAGCUAACGCCAUAUGAAAUGCUGAUGGACGACAUCCGCUCCAAACGUUACAAGCUGCGAAAAGUCAUGGUGAAUGGAGACAUCCCUCCGAGGUUAAAGAAGAGCGCACAUGAAAUUAUUCUGGAAUUCAUCAGGUCACGACCUCCUCUCAACCCUGUUUCAGCCCGUAAACUGAAACCCCACCCUCCAAGACCACGGAGCCUCCACGAGCGACUGCUGGAAGACAUCAAAGCUGAAAGGAAGCUCAGGCCGGUCUCACCGGACAUGAUCCGCAGAAGCCGCCUUGGCGCAGGGAAAAGCAUCAGCACCCCUCAGGACUUGUUCCGAAGCUCAGACACUCCUGAUGCACCCAGGAAGUUGGCUGGCAGCACCCAUUCUCUGGCCAGUGGCACCACUGGACCCAGUCAAGGUGGAGUGCAGCCUCUCAGUCAGAGGAAGAGACUGCUCAGGGCGCCCACGCUGGCUGAGCUGGACAGCUCCGAAUCUGAUGAGGAGCCCACGCGAAGCAGCUCCAGCAUGUCCACAUCUUUGUUGGAGGACACGUCACCUGAGUCCAUCAUAGGGAAGAAGGCUCCUCCAAAGUUCCUUCCUGUUUCUGCCACCCCGCAGCCAGACAAGCGUCAGUCUCCACAGAGGCGGCACUCUAUCGAAAAGGAGGCCCCCACCUGUGUCCGUCCCUUUGUCCCUCCAUCCAGACAGACCUCCAAGUCUUUGGAGGAGUUCUGCUACCCGGUGGAGUGUCUGGCUCUGACGGUGGAGGAGGUGAUGCACAUCAGACAGGUUCUGGUCAAGGCCGAGCUGGAGAAGUUUCAGCAGUACAAAGACAUCUACAACGCCCUCAAGAAAGGAAAGCUUUGCUUUUCGUGUCGGACCAAGAGGUUCUCCCUCUUUACCUGGUCCUACACCUGCCAGUUCUGCAAAAGGCCUGUGUGUUCCCAGUGCUCUAAAAAGAUGCGGCUGCCGUCUAAACCUUACUCCACCUUGCCCAUCUAUUCUCUGGGCCCCAGUGCAAUGGCUAAAGAAGAGGCAAGUGGAGCGUCCGCCCCUGCAGAGCCUGAAAAGAACCCGUUUGGGUCUGGACACAGCCGUCACAGCCUACGUCGAAGCGUUUAUAAGUUUUCCAAGCAUGGCAGCAGUAGCAGCAAAGAUGGCCGGUCACAGGACGAGCCAGAGCUCCCCAAGGAGCUGACGGAGGACUGGGUCACCAUGGAGGUGUGUGUAGACUGCAAAAAGUUCAUCACGGAGAUCAUCUCCUCCAGCAAGCGCAGCCUGUGCGUGGCUACCAAGCGUGCCCGCCUCAAUCGCAAAACCCAAUCCUUCUACAUGUCGUCUUCUAACUCGGUCAACUUCCGGCCCUCAGAGCGCACCAUCAAUGAGGUGUAGAAAGUAGGACCGCCCUGUGCACUUUUGUUCGAGCUGAGUUUAUUUGAUUAAAUGGAUUUAAAAAAAUCCCUUCUUAGUCUGAUUUUGACCUGGACUGGUUCACUGCUGUUGAUGUAAAUGGUUAUUUUCAAAAAAAA